This is a messenger RNA of Harmonia axyridis, 2281 nucleotides long. RefSeq names its product snRNA-activating protein complex subunit 3-like. NCBI's taxonomy places the organism in Eukaryota, Metazoa, Arthropoda, Insecta, Coleoptera, Coccinellidae. Bases 120 to 2123 code for a protein of 667 amino acids. Gene Ontology annotation, cellular component: endoplasmic reticulum membrane; nuclear inner membrane; snRNA-activating protein complex. Gene Ontology annotation, biological process: snRNA transcription by RNA polymerase III; snRNA transcription by RNA polymerase II; sterol biosynthetic process. The record is from RefSeq and is a predicted model, not a curated record. Gene Ontology annotation, molecular function: oxidoreductase activity, acting on the CH-CH group of donors, NAD or NADP as acceptor; bent DNA binding; core promoter sequence-specific DNA binding. The transcript has 7 exons.
CUAUAUCGAAUGCAUUUCUAGCGCACUGCAGUUAGUUGUGAGCAGAAAAUCACAUACAUUAUCGAAGGAUUAUAAGUUGAAUUUUACCAGGUACUAAACUUCUUCAGGGUUCAAAUAAAAUGGAGGGAACCCAGCAAAACUAUAAAAUACAUCACAAAAACGCUAAUAAAGAAGAUUUCAAAAGAGUUGUAACAACAGGAGAAGUCUCAAACAUUAUAUUCGAAAUGAUAACUCAACCGUUUUUGAUAGUUGGUUUUCACAUUAUAUGCAACAAAACACAAUGUUCUUUUGGAUCACCUCCAGAUUUCAGUCAGUAUUCGUCUUUGUCCAUGUUUUUCGAUAAACAAGCCUUCUUUUGUUAUCUUGGAUUGGUAACUUUGAUUUUUCUUCUCGAUUGUAUACCUUUAGGAGGCAAAAUGUGUCGUGCGGAUGAUCAUACUUACAAUUUAAAUGGAUUUAAUUCAUUAUUACUGUUGAUACUAGUUUGGUUCAUUUGUGAAACUGUUGGAUUUCCUAUUUCUUUCUAUGUAACCGAGCAUAUUUUACAGUUGGUAGUCAGUAACAUGAUUUUUCAAGCUUCCCUUGGGAUUUUUUUGUAUAUUUAUAGUUUUGUUGUGGAACCGAAUAAACUCAACCCUAAGGAAAUUGGUACACCUUUUAUCAGUGCGUUAUACAAUGGGAGACAAAUAAAUCCUCGUUUCUUCAAUAAAGUGGACGUUAAAGUUAGUUGGUUGCGGUUAUACAUCGACACCUGGGUCAUAGCCGAAAUUUCAUUGGUUCUGAGGGGCCUGAACCUGACAUCAAAAUCUGGACUUGAACUCAAUAACAUAAACUGGAAUUCACUCUCCUCACACCCAACUCUAGUCGCGCUGGCAAUUCUUAAAUGUACAUAUUGCUUCUGCCAACUGUACAACGAGAGUGGAAAUAUGAAUUCAUAUUUCACAAGGAAUGAAGGGAUGGGAUACAAUACAGCAAUGGCGAAUUCAUUCAGAUGGAGUGGCGUCAUGGAAUCGAUAUAUGAACCUGAAAGAUUUAAAGCAUCACCAGUUAUUAAUUUGAGUGAACAUUUUACUAAUUAUUCCAAUAUCAUUAGUAAUUCGACAGUUACAACUAAGGAGUUGUCCGAAGAAACUUUGGAAUCUUUGGAAGAGUCAUGCAGCAUUGACCAGCUUAUGUGUGAUGGAGAAAUUAAAAUAAAACCUUUAGCUAAACCUGAAAAUUACAAUCUGCGUAAAAUGUUACAUGAAACUUUACCAUUCACACAAAAGUAUACUAAACUUAAAGUUCUUCAAACAAAGGCUAUGGUGGAAAAAGAAAGGAGUUGUGAAUCAAUACUUUAUGGGAAUAAAGAAAAUUUUCACCAGUGUGUUGUUACAAAUCAUAAAGAAGAAGGUUCACCUCGAGAUAUGGAACCCAGAAGUGAUUUUCUUUUGAAUGUAAUUUUCUAUAAACCUUUCAAAUUUACAUUUCACAAAAAAAAUACAGCAGGAAGAUUCAGAUUCAAUCAUGAAAUUCAAAUUUUAGGAAAUAAUACCUUAACACAAUUGAGGGAUCAGAUAAUUUGCCAGAGUGAUGUAGGACUGCAAGUGGAAGUGGAUUCUCCUACAUCAGACAUAUCUCACUUAAUGAAUGCUAAGAAACACUACCCAUCAGGCUGUUUUUUCAUUGAAGGAGUUCUUUAUGAUGAUAUGCGAUCACCUAACGCUAUCGAGUACUCUAAAGAAAUUAUUGAAUGGGGACUUGUUAGAAAUGUUGCAGACUUCAAGAAAGCUGAUAUGGAUAAAACAAAAAUAAAGGAUCUGUCUUUGAGAUUUGGAUAUCCUUAUGUCUAUAUGCAUCAAGGAGAAUGUGAACAUAUAAUGGUUUUUGGAGAUGGACAUAUUUUAACGGAAAACGAUUGUCUCAACUCGAAAAUGUACCCUAGACUUUAUUCUCUUAACAAACAAAUGUGCACAGUGUGCUAUAUGUGCAAUGAUGAUGCAGCCUGCUGGAUAGUUAAGGAUUAUGACAGGUUGCCUCAAUCGAUUACAUAUUUAUGUUCAAAGUGUACUGAAAGUUAUUGUACGAUAGACGGCAAAAAAAUUGGCGAAUAUAAGUUAUAUCCUUUGUUUGUUGUCUCGUAGGUUGAAUGAUUAUCCACUGUCAGCUCUGUGAUAAUACUUAGGUUGAAUUUUUGUUUGUUAUUAUGUAAACUGUGGGCCAUUUUGGUGAUGCACUCCUAUUUAUUUUUACCAAUGUACUACAACCAUGAUAUAUUCAAUAAAGACAAUUUUUAUUUUUA